GAGGGUCCCAGCUGCUCUCUGCGUCUGGAUCCCCGUGUGCAUUUCGCCAGGGACCCCUGCGACACCUAGCCAUCUCCGGACUAAGGCCAGGGGCGCGUUCGAACCAGGAGAACGACCAUGCUUUUGGCCCAGAGGAGACUCUUCUCCCUUGGCUGCAGAGCAAAGCCCAUAAAGACAAUUUACUCUUCGAAAGUCCUCGGACUCUCCACUUCUGCCAAAAUGGCUUUGAAAUUCAAAAACGCCAAACGAAUCGAAGGCUUGGACCGCAAUGUGUGGGUUGAAUUUACUAAGUUGGCAGCGGAUCCUUCUGUUGUGAAUCUUGGACAAGGCUUUCCAGAUAUAUCCCCUCCUUCAUAUGUAAAAGAAGAAUUAUCAAAGGCUGCAUUUAUUGAUAACAUGAAUCAAUACACAAGGGGCUUUGGUCAUCCAGCACUCGUGAAAGCUCUAUCCUGCUUAUACGGGAAGAUUUAUCAACAUCAAAUUGAUCCAAAUGAAGAAAUCCUUGUGACGGUUGGGGGAUAUGGAUCUCUCUUUAACUCCAUCCAAGGACUGGUGGACCCAGGAGAUGAAGUGAUAAUUAUGGUGCCCUUUUACGACUGUUACGAACCCAUGGUGAGAAUGGCUGGAGCAGUGCCCGUGUUUAUUCCUCUGAGAUCUAAACGUACUGACAGGAUGAAGUGGACUAGCUCUGACUGGACAUUCGACCCUCAAGAACUGGAAAGUAAAUUCAGUUCCAAAACGAAAGCCAUUAUAUUAAAUACUCCACACAACCCCAUUGGCAAGGUAUAUACCAGAGAGGAGCUGCAAGUUAUUGCUGACCUGUGCAUCAAGCACAACACUCUGUGCAUCAGUGAUGAGGUUUAUGAAUGGCUUGUCUAUACUGGACAGAAGCACAUAAAAAUAGCCACUCUUCCAGGUAUGUGGGAGAGAACAAUAACAAUAGGAAGUGCUGGCAAGACAUUCAGUGUGACCGGCUGGAAGCUCGGCUGGAGCAUUGGCCCUGGUCACCUGAUAAAACAUUUACAGACUGUUCAGCAAAACAGUUUUUACACUUGUGCAACCCCUUUACAGGCAGCCUUGGCCGAGGCUUUUUGGAUCGAUAUCAAGCGCAUGGAUGACCCAGAGUGUUACUUUAAUUCUCUGCCAAAGGAAUUAGAAGUAAAGAGAGAUCGGAUGGUCCGUUUACUUACCAGUGUUGGCCUGAAACCCAUUGUUCCUGACGGGGGUUACUUCAUCAUUGCUGAUGUGUCUUCAUUAGAAAGACAGCACACUGGAUGCUGCUGAAGAAAUCUUCAGGGCAUGGAACAGCCAGAAGUCUUGACUUGUGCAGGUACCAGGGUUCCAUCGGCUUGCAAGCACUUGCUACUCAGUGCUGCCACCUGGUGGGCACUAAAAAGAAACGUUUCAGGACGAAGACUUAAAUAAACAUUUCCAUUGUCUCCAAAGUUCCUAACUUUGUCCAGUACAUUCCUAACAGUGUCCAGUACAUUCUGGUUUUAUUCAUUUGGAGUGUAUUAAGGCAACUUCCACUGUAAUUUUGAGACUGUCAGUGUCAACUUCUCCAUGUUGUAUUUUCUCAUGAGUGGAAAAAGAAAUCGUAAUUACUGCUCCAGGUGUAGCAUGGCUUGCAAGCCCAACACUUGGUAAGUGGGGGAAGGUUCAAAGUCAUCCUCAGUGAUGUAGGAAGCUGGGGGUCAUCCUGGGUUACAUGAGACUCUCUCUCAAUACAUGAAAGAAAGAAGCAAAACCGACAUAUAUUCAUCUGGGGCUCGUCAGUGAAGUUACUGGCUCAUUCUGUGUGAAGCCUGGCAAGCCACAAACACACGAUGUUGACCAGUUUCACCUCUCUGCCCUGCUAGGCACCAGCCAGCUGUGAUGGUGCCUAUAGCUCCCUCCCUGGGACACUGAACUUUGCUCCUGGCUUUGUUUUUCUCUUCCAAGGGCUGCUGUGAUUUGGGGUGGCUUCAAGGUCCAUACGGGCAGCCUAUGUUUUCCAUCCGAUGACCUUGUUGCCUCUGAUGGUGUUCACCUCUGCUCCACCUGAACCACCCACUCCCUUGGCCACACCCUGAAACGGUCAUCACUCAGAGCCAGUUCACCUUUGAGAUAGUAAAUUCAUCCUCUCUCUAUAUAUAACCGCCUGUCUGCAGCUCAUGCUUCUGUGGCUAUGUGUUUUCUCUCU
Molecule: messenger RNA, 2182 nt
Organism: Arvicanthis niloticus (Nile rat)
Lineage: Eukaryota; Metazoa; Chordata; Mammalia; Rodentia; Muridae
Source: RefSeq, a predicted model, not a curated record